UAGACCUGUUGGUUGAGUGCUAAGGUGAUGAAGUCCUGACCUCUGAGGUCGUGAAGAAGAGAAACCGCCAUCAUGUCUGAAAAGAAGAUGACUUCGAGCCGCCGGCAUCACCUGAAGAGUGUGAUGCUCUCAAUCGCGGCGACCAUGAUUGAGCAGGAGAAGAAGGACAUCAUAGCCGCCAAGGCGGCCUACAUGGCUGAGCACUGUGCCAAACCCAGCGUGAGCGGAGACCAGAGCGCCCUCAUGGAUUUCUGCAAAAAGCUGCACGGCCUCAUCGACAAAGUGGAUGAAGAGAGGUACGACAUGGAGGCGAAAGUGGUCAAAGCUGAUAAAGAGAUUGAAGACCUAAGGAUCAAAGUGGUUGACCUGGCCGGCGUGAAGAAACCCGCUCUGAAGAAAGUGCGUAUGUCCGCCGACGCCAUGCUGAAGGCUCUGCUGGGCUCCAAACAUACAGUCAACAUGGACCUGAGGGCCAACCUGAAGCAGGUCAAGAAGGAGGUCAAAGAGGAGCCUGGGGAGGCGGUGGGCGACUGGCGUAAGAACAUUGAGGACAAAGCUGACAGGAAGAAGAUGUUCGAGACUUCCUAAAGAUUUGACCUCCGCUCCUGUAGUUUCUCUUUGGCUUUUAGCACUUUUUAUGGAAUUUAUGGAAUUUUUAAUUGAAUUGGAAUACCGUUUGUUUCAUUAAAUCUGUAAGUUUCAGUUUGGUCUGUCAUUGUAUAUUUGUAAAGCGCGUUUUAGGUGUGAAAUGACCCCUUGAAUUUUACUGGGUUAUCAGACUUUUAUUCUGUAGUGUGACUUCCUGUUUCCCUUCUGUGCUGAUCUUCACUUUUGACAACUUCCUGCUCUGUAGUCU
Molecule: messenger RNA, 856 nt
Organism: Centropristis striata (black sea bass)
Lineage: Eukaryota; Metazoa; Chordata; Actinopteri; Perciformes; Serranidae
Product: troponin I, fast skeletal muscle-like
Exons: 7
Coding region: 73-588 (171 amino acids)
Biological process (GO): muscle contraction
Cellular component (GO): troponin complex
Source: RefSeq, a predicted model, not a curated record